Molecule: messenger RNA, 555 nt
Organism: Rhagoletis zephyria (snowberry fruit fly)
Lineage: Eukaryota; Metazoa; Arthropoda; Insecta; Diptera; Tephritidae
Product: cytochrome c1-like
Source: RefSeq, a predicted model, not a curated record
AUGGCGUUGCGCUGUGCUGCUUCCAUAGAGCGUGUUACGGGCGCAAAGAAAGAAAAAGAUGUUGCAGUAGAAGCAGCACCUGCCGCUGAAUAUGGUAGUGCUGACAGUGCAUCCGCCAAAGAAAACGGUGACGCUGCCGAAGUAGCUGCUGAAUCUACAACUCAAACACCAAAAGAAGCAUCUGCUGAGGCUGAAGCUGAAGCUGCUGCUCCCGCCGAAGAAAAUGGCAAAGAUGAUGAAGCGGAGAGCGAAGAAACUGAUUCAGCACCCGCAGAAGCUGUUAAGAGAAAAGUCGCCGAAGCCGAAGCCGAUUCUAAGCCAGAAGAAUCCACUACAGCACCACCAGAGAAAAAAGCCAAGCUGGACGAACCAGUUAAAGAAGACAACCAAAAUGGUUCCGAGGCAGCAGAAGUUGCGGCUUAAUUUAGAUCUUAAUAUAACACUUAAACUAUUCUACAUAUUCAGUAACAAAAAAAACAGAGAAGUGUACACCCAUAGAAUUUUAUGUGUAUGAUUUUAUGAAAGUGUGUUCAGUUUUUUUUUUUUGCGAGGUUG